Messenger RNA from Gilbertella persicaria, 744 nucleotides. RefSeq lists its product as uncharacterized. Lineage: Eukaryota; Fungi; Mucoromycota; Mucoromycetes; Mucorales; Choanephoraceae. The record is from RefSeq and is a predicted model, not a curated record. The transcript has 3 exons. The coding region runs from base 1 to 744 and encodes 247 amino acids.
AUGGAUCACCAAUCCUUUUCUCCACCAAGGACAUUGUCUGCUAUUGAAGUUGUUCUUUCUGUUAUCUCCAUUGCCUUAUGGACUGUUGUUGUCUCAUUGAUCUUGACAUAUUCACAAGAACCAUCUGCACAUUGCAAAUUUAACAAUCCUGUACAUUAUUCAGACCAUCAUGAUGUAUGCGAACUCUUUCAUACAACGCUGAUGCUUGCAUUUGCAGCUGUAGGUAGUUGGGUUCUAGCCUUAUUGGCUACUUUAUUCUUUUUAAUACGGUCUCCUAUUCCACCCACCACUAUAUUUACUAUUGAAGCACCACACCGAUCACCGAAUGUGAUGACAGUCUCAUCUCCAAGUUUAGCAAGUCAACCUAGUCGAUCUUAUUAUUUGGGCCAUCAUAAUAAGAUCAAUCCUAUCCAUCCAAAUCCAGAGGAAACCAAAUUUAAUGCAAAUGCACAUUCAUUAUUACUCACUUCUGAAGAGGAAGAAGACAAUGAAGAAUUAGGUUCGGCCAUUAUUUCAUCAACAACUUAUUAUCAACCCACACGGUCUUCCUAUCAUUUGACUGAAUCCAUUCUGUACCAAUCUCAAGUAAAUAGCCAAAGAAGUCUAUCAACCAUGGAAUCUAUGCUUGCAGGAAUCCAAACCAUUGAUCUUGAUGAUUUGCCUAUUAUUAAAGUGGGAACACUUUCCCAUAUUGAUGUCUCUUUUCUUAUUCAUCAAGGAGGGGGAGAGGCAAUAGCAAAAUAA